Molecule: messenger RNA, 300 nt
Organism: Naegleria gruberi
Lineage: Eukaryota; Heterolobosea; Eutetramitea; Acrasida; Naegleriidae
Exons: 1
Biological process (GO): translation
Cellular component (GO): large ribosomal subunit; ribosome
Molecular function (GO): structural constituent of ribosome
Source: RefSeq, a predicted model, not a curated record
AAAGCUCUUAUGAGAAGUUUGACCACAAACUUGAUUAAACACGAUAAAAUAACAACAACGAUAGUGAAAGCAAAGCAAUUGAGAACCUUCAUCGACAAGAUGGUUACACUUUCUAAGAGAAAUAGCGAGCAUGCCCACAAUCAAAUUAAAUCGUAUUUAUAUGAAGAAGAAGCUAUCCAAAAAGCUAUCCAAACAUUCCCAGAGAGAUUCAAGGAACGACAAGGAGGUUAUACAUCAAUUGAAAGAUUGUGGAAGAACAGAAAGGGUGACAAUGCAACCAUGGCAACUAUUACACUUUUA